Molecule: messenger RNA, 905 nt
Organism: Chaetura pelagica (chimney swift)
Lineage: Eukaryota; Metazoa; Chordata; Aves; Apodiformes; Apodidae
Gene: SYCP3
Product: synaptonemal complex protein 3
Exons: 8
Coding region: 10-726 (238 amino acids)
Biological process (GO): meiotic cell cycle; spermatid development
Cellular component (GO): synaptonemal complex
Source: RefSeq, a predicted model, not a curated record
AAUCUAAGCAUGGCACCAUCAGGAAGGAAGCAUGGAGGAAAAGCUGGUAAACAAGCACAGGAAGAUCCACCCAUACCAGUUUAUGAUUUUCAAGAGGAAAGAAAAGAGCUGAGUGGAUCAGAAGAAGAUAUUAGAGAAGGUGAAACACCAGUAAUGGAGAAGCAUGGAAAGAAAAGACCUUUGGUGAAUACUCAUGUGAUUCCUGAUGAUGUGGGGGGUGAAGUACAGAACAUGCUAGAAAGAUUUGGAGCUGACAUUAACAAGGCUCUCUUAGCUAAGAGGAAAAGGUUAGAAAUGUAUACAAAAGCCUCACUCAAAACCAGUAACCAGAAGAUUGAACAUGUUUGGAAAACACAGCAGGAGCAAAGGCAGAAGCUCAAUCAUGAGUUCUCCCAGCAGUUCCUGACUUUAUUUCAGCAAUGGGAUGCAGAUGUGCAGAAAGCUGAGGAGCAAGAAGAAAAACUCGCGAAUAUGUUUCGUCAGCAACAAAAGGUUUUUCAACAGGCAAGAAUCGUUCAAAGUCAGAGACUGAAAACCAUUAAGCAACUCUAUGAGCAAUUCUUAAAGAGCAUGGAAGAGCUGGAGAAGAACAAUGAAAAUCUUCUAGCUGGUGCACAAAGUGAACUUCGCAAAGAAAUGGCUCUGUUGCAGAAGAAGAUUAUGAUGGACACUCAACAGCAGGAGAUGGCAACUGUUCGCAAGUCUCUUCAGUCCAUGUUAUUCUGAUGGCUCAAUGGAGAAACAACUUGUACCUAAAUAACAUGAUACAAGUAUAGGCAUUAGCCAUAGAGAAGUAUGUUAAGAUUUAAAUGUUUUAAAGUUCCUAUUAAAUGCUUUCAUGGAUUGUUCUUAUCUUGUGCCUGAUAAUAUUAUAAGAAUGUAUAUUAUUAAAUGUAUUACUUUGG